AUGCAAAGUUCAGAUAGCUUUCGUUCCAACAACACAAACUACCGUUCUGUUUACUCGAAAGAGAAACAGCAACAAAAUGAACUUGGGGUUUUAUCGGAGUCAGUAGUAAAUUGGCUCCGUACAGACCUUGGUCAUAAUCCUGGACGAUUUUCUUUGGUAUUGGAAGACGACGAGUCAGAAGACGAUAUUAAAGCGGAUAUUGAUAACGAUGUUGCUAGUUUACGUCGAGCACAAUUGAGUAAACGACAGCUACACAAUUCAAAGCACAUUUCUAAAAGGAGUCGAACGACAUUAACAACUUCAAAAUCAACGGCUUUUUCGUCAACAGAUGACAAUAAUAAUGUGGUUAUGAAAACCAAACUUGAAAAAAAGUUGGCUAAAAUGACAGAUAAUGUUCAACAAGAGGAAGAGGAAAUUGAAAAAUUGAUUUCUCGAAUUGCGGAUGUUGAGUCUCAAAUAAAGAACACGAAAUGUCAAAUUCGCGAGAAGAAAAAUAAAAUGUAUCUCAAACAGUUGUUCAUUGAACGAAGCGAGAAAAUCAAACAGACUGGCAGAGAAUAUCAGAAGCAAAUGGCGGCUUAUGUAACAAGUUCAUGUUCUAACCAAAAUGAGACGUCAUUAAAGGGAAGCGAGACAACUGUGACGAUUAAUAUCAAAGACAUAUGCGAAAAGUUAAAAAUACUUGGGCAGCGUCUUAUAUUCAGUAAUGAAAGUGUCGAUCUUGAAUACAAAGCGAGUAUACUCGUGUCAAUCGAGGAGCUGAUAAAAUCCACCUCGCCCAAAAUAUUCUUGAAAUCAAUCUCUCAAAACCUCAAAUCGUCAGUGGCUGAACUUAAUAGGACAGUUCCAACCGAGAACUCUUACGUAGAGGCCAACAAAAGUUUUCAAAGUGUCUUGGAGUUAUUGCAGCAAUCCCGAGAUAAUCAUGUCAGCAGAUUUGUUGAAACUGAAAAUAUUUUAAAUGAAAUCGAAGAGCUCAAAGAAAAAAUUAAAGAAUUAGCAGAGGAAGCUGAAUCCAUUGUCAAAAAACAGUAUGGACAUAUUCCUCAACUUCAAAAAUAUAUAAUAUCAGUAUUAAAGUCAAAAGUAGAAGCAGAAGCUAGUCAAAUGACACUACAGAAACUUAACGUACAUGCUGAUGCGCUGGCAAGACAAUGUCAAACCUAUAUGGCAAGCAAUGACGAAUUGAUGAAUUCGGUUGAUAGAAUUACGAGUUAUAAUGAAGUUCUGGAGGAAAAACAAAAAAAUAUUCAGAGAUUGAUUCAUAUCAAUCAAAAGACUGGGGCAAAGAUUUCGUCACAAUAUCGAGAGAUUUCAAAUUUUAUUUUAGAACAUAUUUCUCCAUAUGCAUUGCAAAUUGAUGCAUUGAGUAAGGAAUUUGAAGGAAUCAUGAUCAAAGAAAAUAAAGUAUUCAAUGGGCUGGAUCUAAAUAAAAUUCUUCAAAUUCAAAUAAACGGUAUACCACGCUCAAUUAACUCGUUCGGCAUAUAUCGAGCUUUUCAAGAUCAAUUUAUUCUGGACAUAAAGAAAAUUUUAGAUUUGCCUUUUUCGAUGUCUGCAGAAUACAUAUUUCCUGGCAUUGCCCAAACUAUGAAUCAAGGAGUGCUACUUGAAUCAGCAAAUCUUCAUUUCAGCAAGAUAAUGCGGCCUAUUCACCGUGAUUUGCAUAACCAUGUGAGAUCUUGGUUAUCUUCGAUUCGAGCAUUUGAACUAACUAACGAACGAAACCCAUCUUAUACAAACACCAUCAACGAAAUAGAACGUGCCGUCACCAUGUUAAAUGAUUAUAUAGAGAAACAAGAAGAAAGUCUGUUAGCUCGUGAACAACCAAGAUUAGAAAGGGAAAAUGAAAAAAUUGAAAUGGCCGAAAAUUUAGUAAGAGAGAUUAAGGGAAUUCUGGAAGAAAGGUUUGUUACCUCGCACUUCUGUCACGGGUCUUAUAUGGUAACUGAUAAACCUUUUAUAGUAAUUUACUAUGUAGAUCCUGAAAGAUCAACAUCUGUCACUUUUGUCACAGUGAAGUUGUGA
Messenger RNA from Ambispora gerdemannii, 2028 nucleotides. Lineage: Eukaryota; Fungi; Glomeromycota; Glomeromycetes; Archaeosporales; Ambisporaceae. The record is from the annotation of a GenBank genome assembly.